GUGGGACUGAAGGACCAAUGUCAAUGGCACGAGCUGUGUGCAUCGCCCUCAUCCUCUGUUUGUUUAUUAUUGGUCUUCUAUGUUUGAUAGCACACUAUGAAAAAAUUAAGUUAACUGCACAGAUGGAAGGACCAAUCGCAAAGGCUAAUGGAUACUUCACUAAACAUAAUGUUUUGGUUGCUAUGACGGACAAUCUGAUUGGUUGCUGGAACAGGGCGGUGCUUCAUUUUAUAUACUAUAAUUUAAAAGAGUGUCGGGAACAUUUUAAGCAAUUUCUCAAUGAGCAGAAAUCGAACCAUAGGGGAUACAAUGAGGAUGUAACAGUUGGCAUUGAUUUGAAUGGCAGCAGAGUAUUAGAAAAUCCGACGGAAAGUGAAGAUACAACUCGUUUAACCCUUGACCCACGGAGAGCAAUGUUAACAGCAGAUACAGAACCACGUGACUUUGAGGAAGAAGUAGAACUAAUAUUACUUCAACACAGUGCGGUGUACACUCGAUUACUGAUUAAGGGAAAACUUCCAAAAGGAUCUAGAACAUUACACUGUAAGAAAGGAAUGUGUCUCUGUCAAUUCGUUGGACGGAUUGUCUACAAUCGGAACAUAUAGAUCAAGAAACUCAUGACGUCUGUCAGUUGCCCUCUAUCAAAUACUGAACCAUCUGAUGAAUAAGUUAGCAUUAAGCUGAUAAGCAUUUGUAAUGUUAAACAAUGCUGUUUUUGGUGAGCGAAUAAACUUGAGUGUACACAGUAAACAUAGCAAUAAAGGUAAAAUAUAUAUUUAAUGACUGUCUAUGUACAUAAGAGGUUAUUUUAAUGAAGAUGUAAAAUAUGUUUUGGAUGCUACAUAUACUGAAAUAGGUAACUUUACAUUGCCACAUUCAAUGUAUUCACAGAAUAUUGGAGUUUGGUAAUUGUGCUGAUUAGAAAACUUAAUAAAAUUUGUGCUGCCAUUUUCAACAAUAAUAAUUUAAUAAGGAUAAUUGAUUACAUCAUCAUGAUGUGACCAUCCAUUACAAUGUUGAAUGAAUUAUUGAGGAAAAAUAAGUGUACUGUUUCAAAGACAGCAUUAAUAGCAAUAUAUAAUCAAUAUAAUUUUUUGAAAACACUAUGCACAUAAUAUUUUUUGAAGGUUUGUAUGUAUCAAUAACAAAGUCAUUAGACUUCGGUACACCAUGUGUAAAAAUAUGGAUUUUGAGGUUGGUUGCCUCAAUGUUUAUCGUUAAGAUUCUGUUGAUGAUGGUCAAAGCAUUCUCACUGAAACAUCGAGACAGCCAACCAGUGGUUUUACCUCAAAAACUAUAUUUUUACACAUGAUGUACCGAAAGUUACAUAUACAAAGCAAACAAUGGUGGAUAGAAAACAAGACUGUCAUAUUUUCUAUUGCCUAACCACCUGAUCUACAAGCUAAGUUGAUGUACAUUCUCAGUCCUUAAUUGCAAAAUAUACAUAGUACUGUAACAUACCAUUUUCACAUCAAGGUUAAGUUGGUAGGGCAAUCUACUCUACAUGUAAGUGGAAGGGCUUGGUUAAAAUCCCAACUCUAUUCAAAUUAUCUCAAACCUUGUUAAACAUCUAUGGUGAUUUCCUCAUCUUCAUCAAAUGUGGCAGAGAUAAGCCAAACAACAAGUCACUCGUGGCAAAUCCUGUUUCAGAGAUAAUGGCCAAAACAUGCUGGAAUGUCAACAUUUUUUAAAUCUAUUUUAUUACAUUAAACUGACCUUUAUAUAUCAUACUUUGCUGUUAUUUUCCCCAUUUUCAAUGUUAAAACAAUUUUUAACAAUUAAUUUUGGUAAUGGUUUCUGCCUGAGAAAUAUCUAAAAAUCUAAACUUUUAAAGCUGAUUUUUCAAAUAUUGUUUUUA
Messenger RNA from Anneissia japonica, 1858 nucleotides. RefSeq names its product transmembrane protein 268-like. The coding region runs from base 18 to 605 and encodes 195 amino acids. The transcript is spliced from 6 exons. NCBI's taxonomy places the organism in Eukaryota, Metazoa, Echinodermata, Crinoidea, Comatulida, Comatulidae. The record is from RefSeq and is a predicted model, not a curated record.